Halichondria panicea is the source of this 1464-nucleotide messenger RNA. RefSeq lists its product as uncharacterized. The record is from RefSeq and is a predicted model, not a curated record. Gene Ontology annotation, molecular function: protein binding. The coding region runs from base 1 to 1323 and encodes 440 amino acids. The transcript has 6 exons. NCBI's taxonomy places the organism in Eukaryota, Metazoa, Porifera, Demospongiae, Suberitida, Halichondriidae.
AUGUCACUAAUAAAGCUCAUUGGAGUUCUUCUGAUUUGCUUUCUGGCUGGCUUCAGCACUGUGAGUGUGGAGAGACCAUGUCCAAUGGAAACAGUCACUUUCACCUGCACUGCUGUUGGAGAUUCCUUGAGAUGGUCACCAUCAGAUGCAACUCCAAUCACUAUCCUCUCUUCUACCUCUGGUCUCAAUGUACCCCGUAAUGCAUCAGGUUACACUGUGACACUGAUUGCAUUCGAUAACGAUACACUAACAUCUACUCUGUCAAGAACAGCAGAGAAUGGGAUCACUGUGUUCUGUUUGACUUAUCUCGUCUAUUGUCUGUAUAUAUACAAUAAGUUAUAUAUAGAUCCACCAGGACCACCUUCCACCAUCAGACACUCCAUUUCAAGCAGCUCUGACAAUGACAUUAGUGUAUCUAUACAGUGGAACCCUCCUACUGAGACUGGUGGUAGAGAUGACCUCACCUACACAGUGACCAUCUCGGCCCAGCUCUCUGCUACUGUCCUCACAUCCACCUUUGUCACUGUGACUGCUCAAUACAAUGUGGACUACACUGUCAGUGUUGUGGCUACCAACUGUGCUGGGAGCAGUACAACUGUUGAGUACAACUUUAGGAUUGGCAAUUACUGUCCUGUGUUGACCAACCCCAUGAAUGGAGUGUUUGGACCAACUACCAGCAGUUUGCCAGGAUCCACAGUAACCAUCCAGUGUGAUGCUGGGUAUGUGUCAGCUGUUAUGAUGGUGACAUGUGAGGGUACACUGAUGUGGAAUCCAGAACCUGAGGCUAUUGAGUGUACAUCACUAACCACACCUACUCCCACAACUCUCCCCCCUCAAAUGAAUUGCACAGCUUCACUACCACCACCACGGAAUGGCACCAUCAGUGGUCAUUCAGUACCAGCUAUUCCCGGUACGCGAGUGGUCUUUCAGUGUGACAAUGGACUGUUCCCUGAGGGUAUAAUGACUGCCACCUGUCUAGCUACAGGAGAGUGGGAUAGGAACACGGGGGAGAUUGUCUGCAGAGCUGCUCUUUGUAAUUACGCCAGCCUAUCUGAUGGGAGUCGAUUUGAUGCAGCUGUCUCCAUCAGCGUGGUUGUCACGGCAGUUGUGUUCACCAUCAUUGGAUUAUUGAUGGGACUCUUGAUCAUGUAUUUGCUCAUGCGUAAGAAGGCAGUGUACUCCCCGUCAGCUGAAGGUCAAGCUAAUGUAGGACCCACUGUACCAGCUGGUCCUGUUUAUGAAGAGGUGUUACCCAAAGAGGAGAUUGAACUGAACACUAACCAGGCUUACGGACCAUUAGCAAUUUCAUCAACAGUUAAUUAAUGUAGAUGUACAUAGCACUAUACAUCCGUUCAUUAUCAACAACCUAGCUAAGAACAAUGUAAACAAUAACAUUGUUCAUUAAAAAGCCACUAUACAUGUAUUGUAUCAAAAUAAGUAAUUCAAAGAAGCUAUAAUAAUAAU